Indicator indicator is the source of this 1197-nucleotide messenger RNA. RefSeq names its product immunoglobulin superfamily DCC subclass member 3-like. Gene Ontology annotation, biological process: immunoglobulin production; immune response. The transcript has 7 exons. Lineage: Eukaryota; Metazoa; Chordata; Aves; Piciformes; Indicatoridae. Bases 1 to 1197 code for a protein of 398 amino acids. The record is from RefSeq and is a predicted model, not a curated record.
AUGGCUGGUUCCCUGGUCCAGGCAGCUCUGACUCAGCCACCCUCAGUGUCAGCAAACCCAGGACAAACCAUCCAGAUCUCCUGCUCUGGUACUGGUGGCUAUGCUGUUGGCUGGUACCAGCAGAAGGUCCCUGGCACUGCCCCUCUCACUGUGAUCAACUACAACAACCAGAGACCCUCAGGCAUCCCUUCACGAUUCUCUGGAUCUGCAUCUGGCUCCACAGGCACCUUAACCAUCACUGGGGUCCAAGCUGAGGACGAGGCUGUCUAUUACUGUGGUGGCUACGACAGCAGCAGUGGUGGCUAUGGUUCCCUGGUCCAGGCAGCUGUGACUCAGCCACCCUCGGUGUCAGCAAACCCAGGACAAACCAUCCAGAUCUCUUGCUCUGGGAGCAGCUAUGGUGACUAUGGCUGGUACCAGCUGAAGGUCCUUGCUAGUGGCCCUGUCACUGUUAUUUUUGAUAGCACCAAGAGACUCUCAGGCACCUUAACCAUCACUGGGGUCCAAGCUGAGGACGAGGCUGUCUAUUACUGUGGUGGCUACGACAGCAGCAGUGGUUCCCUGGUCCAGGCAGCAUUGACUCAGCCACCCUCGGUGUCAGCGACCCCAGGACAAACCAUCCAGAUCUCCUGCUCUGGGAGUGGCAGCAACUAUGGCUGGUACCAGCAGAAGGUCCCUGGCACUGCCCCUCUCACUGUGAUCAACUACAACAACCAGAGACCUUCAGGCAUCCCUUCACGAUUCUCUGGAUCCAAGUCUGGCUCCACAGGCACCUUAACCAUCACUGGGGUCCAAGCUGAGGACGAGGCUGUCUAUUACUGUGGUGGCUACGACAGCAGCAGUGGUGGCUAUGGUUCCCUGGUCCAGGCAGCUCUGACUCAGCCACCCUCGGUGUCAGCAAACCCAGGACAAACCAUUCAGAUCUCCUGCUCUGGAGGUGGCAGCUACUAUGGCUGGUACCAGCAGAAGGUCCCUGGCACUGCCCCUCUCACUGUGAUCUGUGAUAACACCAAGAGACCCUCAGGCAUCCCUUCACAGUUCUCUGGAUCCAUGUCUGGCUCCACAGCCACAUUGACUAUCCCUGGGGUCCUAGCUGAGGAUGAGGCUGUCUAUUACUGUGGUGGCUAUGACAGCAGCAGUGGUGCUGUGGCAGUGACCCAGAGAGAUGUGGAAUUUCCCUGGCCCAGGAAGCUUUGA